AUGACCGCCGAAGAGAAAAGCAAUUUCACGUACGGAUAUACUUCGACCAUUAAUGGCUGCUCUGGAAAGUCGGGCGGUGUUCCGCGGCUCGGGUACCCUGAAUUCCGCCUUCAGGACGCAGGCAAUGGGGUCCGUGGCACCGACAUGGUGAACAGCUAUGCCUCGGGCAUUCAUGUCGGCGCAUCGUGGAACCAGCAGCUCGCCUAUGAUCGGGCAAAGGAAAUGGGGAGGGAGUUCAAGAUGAAGGGGGUGAAUGUUGCGCUCGGACCUGUAGUGGGCCCUUUGGGUCGUAUCGCUCGAGGUGGCCGGAACUGGGCGGGCUUUGGCAACGACGCAUACCUCUCGGGGGUUUUAGCAGGCGUUACCGUCCGUGAACUACAAGAGUCUGUGAUAGCAUGUGUCAAGCAUUUCAUUGCCAAUGAGCAAGAGACCAGUCGUAACCGCCCUUACUCACCCCGGGUGCGCUCAAUAGGUCGGUGUCAUAGAACGUGGACGAUAAAACACUACACGAGCUCUACCUCUGGGUCGAAAGCAAAUUUCCCUCCAGAUACACGCAGUGCUUCUCGAUUCGUUAUACUACGGUAA
Messenger RNA from Penicillium canescens, 585 nucleotides. RefSeq lists its product as uncharacterized. Gene Ontology annotation, molecular function: beta-glucosidase activity. Gene Ontology annotation, biological process: glucan catabolic process. The transcript has a single exon. The record is from RefSeq and is a predicted model, not a curated record. NCBI's taxonomy places the organism in Eukaryota, Fungi, Ascomycota, Eurotiomycetes, Eurotiales, Aspergillaceae. The coding region runs from base 1 to 585 and encodes 194 amino acids.